Medioppia subpectinata is the source of this 734-nucleotide messenger RNA. NCBI's taxonomy places the organism in Eukaryota, Metazoa, Arthropoda, Arachnida, Sarcoptiformes, Oppiidae. The record is from the annotation of a GenBank genome assembly.
ACGUGACCAACAAGACUAUAAACCGGGGCCUUUGGAAUGGUAUGAGUCAGGAGACAAUAAUCUCGAGCUCAAUAGAGUCGCCGUCGGGUCUGGCGGUUGACUGGGCGGCCAGGAAUAUAUAUUGGGUCGACACCAGCCGUAACUUCAUCGAAGUGUCCCAAAUGGACGGCUCGAUGCGAUCGUUGCUCAUAUGGGAAGCGCUGGAACAGCCCAGAGAUAUAGCGGUCGACCCGAACAGUGGUCUCAUGUUUUGGUCUCAAUGGGACAAAUCAAACGCCAAAAUAGAGAGGUCUGGUAUGGAUGCCUCGCAACGAAAAACUCUUCACUCGUCUAACUUAACACAUCCGCACGGAUUGGCCAUCGAUUCGGUGGACAAAAAGUUGUAUUGGAGUGACGCCGGAACCAAACACAUUGAAUACUCCGAGUUUGAUGGAUCCAAACGACAAACGCUUAUAUCCCGUAAUGUGAAACAUCCGUACGGUUUGGUUAUUUACGGCCAAUAUAUCUAUUGGACAGAUCUUGAGCUCAAAUCCAUUCAAAGCGCGCACAAAACAAAUGGCGAUCAAAGAAAGACAUUAAUCGCUGGUUUGGAACAAUUAAUGGAUAUUCAAGUCUUCGACAACCAAUUGAUUGAAGCCAAGAGCGAUGUGCGGAAGAUGUGCUCAAACGCCGGUUGCAGUCAUUUGUGCCUUUUAUCGCCGUCCGCACCGGGAUAUCGGUGUUCGUGUCCGACA